ACAAUAAGCACUUUGCUACAAGGAAAAAAAUGUUCACUGACAGAAGCCAAAGAUGUUAUCGACAUCUCAUCAGAAAUUGAGUUUCUGUCCCUCUAUCCUAUCAUCAACAAAGACUCGAAAUUGCUGAAGAGUCAAAAUUCUCCCAAGAUUGAUCCCAAGCUUUCAUAUCUGAGUUUCACUCCAGGUCAGUGCAUUAGUACCAUCUCUCUGGGUGACUUGGAAGUAAGCCAGUGGAAGAUGUGUCGUGAGUUUGGCCGAAGAGGAAGUUGUCAAGGAGAGUUUGAAUUUGCUCGGGGCAUUGCUGCUCCUCAACCUGGUGAAAUUGCAGUGGCAGAUGUUUAUAACCAGCGAGUGAUGAUCCGCAGCAAUGAGGGAAAAUACAAGAAACUCAUCCCCCUCUAUUCAUAUCCGCAAGACGUUGCAGCUAUCUGCAAUCAUGACAAUCAGUUGGUGGUUGUAGAUGACACCAAGUAUGUCAAGGUGUUCGAUAAGAAGAACAAGCUGGCCUUCCAGUUCCCCACAGUGCCACAGAGUGAAGUUGACAGGACAGAAGUGAACCUCUGCAGUGUAGCAGUCAGGAAGGAUGGCACCAUCCUAGUGGGUGAUGUCAAGAGGAUGGUGUGGACGGAGCAUAGACCCAAUGAUGGUCAGCUCCUACACACCGUACCAGUGCCAACUCCACCGUGGUUCCUGGCUGUUGAUGACUACACUGACAGAGUUAUAGUCAAUGGAGUUAACGAACAGAGAGUGUACGUUGUUUCAGCCAAUGAUACAGCACAGUCUAUCAUCGAACCGACCAUCGAUGGGCAGUCCGUACAGGUCUGCUCUGGUGUCUGCUCCGACAAGUCAGGCAUAUAUAUUGCUGUGUCCAAUAGGCUUGGCUAUGGUCACAUUCACCACUAUGACCUAGACGGCAUUUUUCUUGCUUGCUUGGCUCAAGGUCUGCAAUUCCCAUAUGGAAUCACAUUCACAUCAGAUGGGCAGCUAGCUGUGGCAGACAGAUUCUCCAUCAAGAUGUACCACAAGAUGAGGCGUCAUCAAAAUGACACUGAGUAGCAAUCUCUUUCAUCAUCAUCACUACAACACAAAGCAGCCUUCGUCUCCAAUAUUUUUGAAAUUCCACUUGAAAACAUCCAAGCAACUUGUGAAAGACCUUCUUGCCUUUUCAAAGCUCUAAGCUCCCACAUCAGUUUAUUCAUGAUAUUUGCUACAACUGAACUUUAAUUUUUGUACACCUUCAAGUCGGUAAAGCAGUCCUAGGGAAUGAUCUAAUGGCAAAUCCAUGACAGGCUCUAUCAAUACCAUUUGUUAUCAGAGAAAAAACUGGCCCUGCUGAAAGAGUUUUUCAUUCAUAUAAUUUUGAUACAUGUACAAAGUAAUCGUACUUGUACAAUGCAUCUGCUGUAAUUUAGGGAUCUAUUACCAAAUUCCUUCAUUUCAACCAGAUUUCUUGAAGCAGCAUUCCUACCAAUGUAACCAAUCUCAAAUGUUUAUAUACCUUUGUAUGCUUUUUGGCUUGAUUUACAUGUACAUAUACCUCUUUAAAGGUCUCAUAGCUAAGGAAACAGGGUAUAUAAUUUGAGAAAAAGUUGACUGCUUCAUUCAAGAGUCAUGACUGGUCUUUUACGUACAUAGCUUUAAUUCCCGAAUACAUACAAUGUACGUCCACUUUUACAGUUUACUGAUGUGAAAUCUCAGUAACUUGCCUUUUUUAUUAAACCCAUAAAUAUUAAUAUCAUAUUCAAGCUUGUUAUGGUUAUGGCAGCUACACGUUUAAGCUUUGUCUUGUGAGCCAUGCAAAAAGCCUUCAAUCCACCAUCCUUUACAGACAUUCUAUGAUUGCUUGUGCAGCCUUUAGGACUCUGUUCUCUAAAGGCAGCCUUCUUGACAAUAUUUUGCGUAUAACUGUCUCAUGAAUAUAAGCUGUGAGUCACUUUCCAGACCACUUCAGCCUUUAAUAAACUGCAACAUUCUACAUUCUACCAAUCUGUAUGACUGCUUUUAUGUACCAUGUAAUUGUUCUACAGAAUCAUGCAUACACAUUAGAUUUAGAAGUGACUGAAAUUUACAUGUAUUUACCCGACAAUAUGCUUAUUAGAAUUUGAUUCUCCAGAUUAUUCCUCCAGUGUCUCCACGUCUUGCUUCAGUUUCGCUCUUUUAUUAUUGGCUGGUUUGCAGUAACAAAUGUAGUCUUUAGUGUAAGCAAUUGUGACUUGAUGAAACAACCUUAAUUCAAUUUGGAAUUUAACACAGUAAAUACAACUGAAGAAAUUCUGCCUUUCUGUUGAAAGAUAAUGUAAGCAAGAUGAAAACAUCUUUGCCAAAUACUGAGCAUCAGUGUGAUUUCAAUGCAAAAUACAUGUAGCUAUAUAAACAUGAAUGAUUCAAACUUGUCAAUUUGCCCUUGUAAUUAGAAACCAGUGUUUUAUUAAAUAUAAUACCGGAUUUUGGUGAUACUUGCA
Molecule: messenger RNA, 2462 nt
Organism: Acanthaster planci (crown-of-thorns starfish)
Lineage: Eukaryota; Metazoa; Echinodermata; Asteroidea; Valvatida; Acanthasteridae
Molecular function (GO): zinc ion binding
Source: RefSeq, a predicted model, not a curated record